CGGCUAAGGACGUAGAAAGGGAGUGCCGCUUUUCCUGUCAAAUGCGAUAAUAGUGUUAUAAAUAUGAAUUUAGAGAUAACAUUGAUGUAUGAGCCGGUGCCGCCGCCCAUUUUGUUUACACAUAGAUCGGCUACGUCUUUUUCACCGACGAUCGGCCUCUCCCUUUCUAUUCAAAACCACGACGGGUCCAAUACAACCCAAAACCACAACAAGAGUCACAAAAAAUCAAACAUGCCAGCCUCAAAGUACGGCGGCAGUCGCUUGUCCAGUCUCGAGCAGGAAGAAUGUCCCCCAGGCUUCUGGAGAAAUUUCAUGAAGGCCUUUCACGAGGCAAACUCCUGCAAACUCCAAGCAGUAAAAGAUAAUCAACUAAAGGGUCUAAUGGCUUUGUCCUCUGGCAAAAAGUCGAUUUCAGUUAUUGUUGCUGCUACAAACGGGCUUGUCCUCGACAACAUUGAGCAGUUGACCAAAGCUGCAAGAAAGAGAGGUAUGGCUCCCAUCUCGGUGUUUGAGAUGUCUUUGAUGAUUAGUGCUAAGCCCUGACCUAGAAUUCGAAGCACGCGCAUAUCUGACCAGAUGCCCACCAGAGGUCCACUUGCUCAUCUUCGAAAACCUCGAUGCCGAAUCCUCAACGUGCCUCGGUCUAUCCUGCAAGAAGUUCUACGAAACCCACCGCUCUAUCCACGGCACGGUUCCACUUUGGACGGGAUGUUGCUUGGCCCCCUAUUACAUGACCCCACCCGUCUCAGGGCUUUGGCACACGCUGAGGAAUUGGUUCCCCGCCCAUCUUCACUACAACUGGGAGACGGGAAAGUACGUGACGGAGAAGAAGUUCAAGAAGAUGAAGAAGGAACGGAGGGAGCAUAGGGAAUGGAGACAGGCGCGCAGGACCAGGGCCAAAUACCAUGGAAGGUAUCGAAGGUGACUUGCGAGACGAG
This is a messenger RNA of Hyaloscypha bicolor E, 938 nucleotides long. RefSeq lists its product as uncharacterized. Bases 64 to 543 code for a protein of 159 amino acids. NCBI's taxonomy places the organism in Eukaryota, Fungi, Ascomycota, Leotiomycetes, Helotiales, Hyaloscyphaceae. The record is from RefSeq and is a predicted model, not a curated record. The transcript has a single exon.